ACCGUAGGCUACACCAUACAUCUUAUAAGUAGGAGGACAGUUUCAAGUCGCUAAAUUUUUCUCCUUUUGCAAGUGGUCGGUUCAAAUGAAUGUUCUUGCCUUUUUAUUGGUAUGAAAGGGCAAGUGCAGUAGUUUUCUAAUGACAGCAGUAAUGUUAUUUCUCUUACGCUAACUCUGGGAUAGCUAACGUGCUAUUCAAGUGGCAACACACAGGAACUGCAGCUAUUGGGAGAAGGUUAACGUCCAGCAAAUUCCUUCGUGAAGGCUUUGCCAUGUCUGCAGUAUCAUGGCGGGAGAUCUGCCUGCUGACUGGGCUGGUGAUACUUUGUUACUGGAACAGCUUGUUUUGUGGUUUUGUUUUUGAUGAUGUGUCUGCCAUAUUGGAUAACAAAGACCUUCGACCCUCAACGCCGCUUCAAAACCUCUUCCGAAAUGACUUCUGGGGAACACCAAUGUCAGAGGAGAGGAGCCAUAAAUCGUACAGACCACUAACUGUGUUGACAUUUCGACUGAACUAUGUGUUCAGUGAGUUAAAUGCUGCCUCUUACCACUUAUUAAAUGUGGUACUUCAUGCUGUAGUGUGCAUUCUCUUCAUGCGGGUCUGCCGUCUCUUCCUUGACGGAAUGUCCAGUCUGUGGGCCGCUUCACUAUUUGCUGUGCACCCCAUCCACACAGAGGCUGUAACCGGUGUGGUUGGUAGGGCUGAACUGUUGUCGUCAAUAUUUCUGUUAGCAGCAUUUUUAGCCUACACUAAAUCUAGGAGCCCAGAUCAUUCCAUCGUGUGGACGCCCAUUGCAGUCACAGUCAUCCUGGUUGCUGCUGCUACUCUUUGCAAGGAACAAGGGAUCACAGUCAUUGGGAUCUGCUGCGUUUAUGAGGUCUUUGUUGCACAAGGGUUCACCUUGCCUGCCUUGCUGGACACUGUGCUGCAGGUACUGCGUGGGAAACAUAUGUUGCCGUAUGGCAUGCUGCAAACGCUGCUCAAGCUCAUUGUUCUCAUCAUCAGUACACUGCUGUUGGUGAUCAUCAGAGUGCAGGUCAUUCAGUCACAGUUGCCAGUUUUCACCAGGUUCGAUAAUCCAGCAGCGGUCAGCCCUUCACCAACCAGACAGCUGACGUUCAACUAUCUUCUACCAGUCAAUGCGUGGCUCUUGCUAAAUCCAUCUGAGCUCUGUUGUGAUUGGACCAUGGGUACCAUUCCAUUGGUUGAGACACUUUUGGACACCCGUAACCUUGCAACCGCAGCCUUCUAUUCUUUUGUGGCUGUCCUAGCCUGUCAGAGUCUCCGGGAUGCACACAGUUCAGGAAAAACGGUUAUAAUGGCUCUGUCUUUAACAAUCCUUCCUUUCAUCCCAGCAUCCAACUUGUUCUUUCCUGUUGGGUUUGUAGUAGCAGAGCGGGUGCUUUAUGUACCCAGCAUGGGGUUUUGCAUAUUAAUUGCACAUGGAUUCAAAGCGGUUUCAAGAAAAGGAGCAUCAAAGAAAAUAUCAUGGCUAUUGAUGGGAAUUCUCCUGUUAACACAUGCUAUGAAAACUUUCAACCGGAACUGGGACUGGGAAUCAGAGUACACCCUUUUCACUUCAGCAUUAAAAGUGAACAAGAACAAUGCAAAGCUUUGGAACAAUGUGGGACAUGCUUUGGAAAAUCAGAACAGAUACGAAAUAGCCUUGAGAUAUUUUCUGCAGGCUACACGAGUACAGCCAGAUGACAUUGGAGCUCAUAUGAAUGUGGGGAGAACUUACAAAAACUUAAACCUAUCCAAAGAGGCUGAAGAAGCAUACAUGGUUGCAAAAUCUCUGAUGCCACAGAUAAUUCCAGGGAAGAAAUAUGCUACACGUGUUGCACCUAACCACCUGAAUGUCUACAUAAACCUUGCCAACUUGAUUCGGGCAAAUGAUUCACGUCUGGAGGAAGCUGACCAGCUUUACAGGCAAGCCAUCAGUAUGAGACCUGACUUCAAGCAAGCUUAUAUAAGCAGGGGGGAGCUUUUAUUGAAGAUGAAUAAACCUACAGAGGCUAAGGAUGCCUAUCUCAGGGCCCUUGAGUUGGACCACACCAAUGCUGAUCUCUGGUACAAUCUGGCCAUAGUCAACAUUGAAAUGAAGGAGCCCGCAGAGGCCCUAAGAAACUUCAAUCGCGCCCUUGAGCUAAAUCCACGUCACAAGCUGGCUUUGUUCAAUUCAGCUCUACUCAUGCAGGAGUCUGGUGAUGCAAGACUCCGUCCAGAAGCAAAUCGCCGUUUCCUCACUUAUGUAGAAGAGGAGCCUAAUGAUGCAAAUGGCUAUUUCAAUCUAGGGAUGCUUGCCAUGGAUGCCAGUGAGAAUGAGGCAGCUGAACACUGGAUGCGGAAGGCCGUCCACCUGCAGGCUGGCUUUCGAAGUGCUUUGUUCAACUUGGCACUACUUUAUUCCCAGUCCCAACGGGAGCUGGAUGCCCUACCUGUGUUGGAUGAGUUGUUGCGUUACCAUCCUGAACACAUUAAAGGCCUCAUUCUAAAAGGGGAUAUCCUAAUGAACCACAAAAAAGACACACAUGGAGCCAAAACCUGUUUCCAGCGCAUCUUGAGCAUGGACCCCACCAAUGUGCAGGGCAAACACAACCUGUGUGUGGUCUACUUUGAGGAACGAGACCUUUUACGGGCUGAGCAGUGCCUCCAAGAGACACUGGCCAUGGCUCCUCAGGAGGAAUAUGUCCGCAGACACCUGAACAUUGUCCGCAAUAAGAUGGCAGCAAUUAGUGCUUCAGGGCAUGUUUUGCUACCAGUAGAGGGUGCUACUUCCUCUGUGACUGAGGGGGAAAGGAAGGAGAGGAAAGGGCAGGCUGUGAGUGCAGAAGCCAAACAGGGGGAUGGGAAUGAGAAGAAUGUACGGAAAUCCUCCCCUGUAGAAAGCUCUGACAACCAAGGCCAGGACCAAUCAAAAGACCUGGAGGAUAGCCAACUUGACAAGCGGACUAAGAGCAAAUCCACAAAAGAGAUUAAAGACAUUGAAAAGAAAAGAGCAGCUGCCUUGAAAAGACUAGAAGAGAUUGAGCGCAUAUUAAGCGGUGAUUAACCCUGUUGUUUAUCUGCCACGACUACUUUUUAUAGAACAAUUUAAAGCACAAAUGUGCAUCCAUUCAAAACAUGUCCUGUUUGUCUUUGCAUGUCUUAUUAACUCUGUGUCAGAGUUCCUUAACAGAUACUGUUUAGUAAAAUAGAGACGAUCACAUUUCUCAGAAGAUAGUUGAAAGAACCCAUGCAAAACAGAAAAUAGAAUGGUCCUCCUUGCUGUGAUUUGAUGUUAAUUUAUGUUUUAUGCAUAUUGUUUCUUUAAAAAUCACUGGAUCUGUGUUUGUUACUUGAUUUUUAUCAUUCUGUGAUCUCAUGAUCAUGCCAUUUUAAAUAUAGCUGCAGAGUGGCUUAGAUAAUCAUGACCUCAUAUUGCCAUUGAUUUAAUCUCGAGUCAAAGCUUAUCACCUCCCUCCAGAUGGGUAUGGGUGAGUUCCUGCAUGCAUUGUAAUCUUGGUGCCUUAGUUCAUAGUUAUUUCAUUGUGUUAACCCCCUAUCCUCUAGUUCCAACAUAGCUACACCAUUUGCCAUUGAAUUGUUUGGUGGCCAAUUUCACAACACCUUUUCCCUCUUCAGGGUUGCAUCAUGUCGUUGUAUUCUGGUUAGACAAGUAAUGAUGUCAUUUAAGAGUACUGUUUUAACCUGUAUUUAUGUUUACUUUUUUGUCACUUUCACGUAGGACUUCUUCCUUCUUUUUGCGUCUCAAUCUAUUUCUUGCCAAGCAGCUUCAGAAACUUUUGAUUUGUCAUCUGAUUUAGAUGCAUCUUUGGCAUCAUUGGUAAAUAGUUCAUUGGUAAAUAGUUCAUAUUUACCAGCACAAAGCAAAUAUAACACACAAACUGUAACUUGAACCUAAAUUAAGAUGGACUGUUUUCCUUUGUGUUUAUAAUUGAUGGCUAGACCUAUGUUUAAGCAUUAAGAUAUCAGAAUAUGUAUCAGUUUUCACAUUGAGAUUUUAAAGAUAGUCUUUCAAUAUUUGCACUCCCACUAAUAAAAUGACAGUAUCUCCAA
Messenger RNA from Sardina pilchardus (European sardine), 4060 nucleotides. It is a transcript of the gene tmtc3, whose product is annotated as transmembrane O-mannosyltransferase targeting cadherins 3. The record is from RefSeq and is a predicted model, not a curated record. Bases 273 to 3053 code for a protein of 926 amino acids. Gene Ontology annotation, cellular component: endoplasmic reticulum. The transcript is spliced from 15 exons. Gene Ontology annotation, molecular function: protein binding; mannosyltransferase activity. NCBI's taxonomy places the organism in Eukaryota, Metazoa, Chordata, Actinopteri, Clupeiformes, Clupeidae. Gene Ontology annotation, biological process: protein O-linked glycosylation via mannose.